Molecule: messenger RNA, 1937 nt
Organism: Cladocopium goreaui
Lineage: Eukaryota; Dinophyceae; Suessiales; Symbiodiniaceae
Source: the annotation of a GenBank genome assembly
UUCUUUGCAGAUGCAAUGGCUUUGAUGGGCCUUGCCCUUUGCUGCCUUCGGGUAGCUUUUGCUUCAUCAACUUCGCUUCCAAUCAUUCCCUACCUUGAACUACAAGCUCAGCCAGAAACCGUGCUGAACGCUUUUGCAACGGAUGGGAUUUUGCUUGUGCCCGGCGUCCCUGGUUUUGCAGAUGCAAGACGAGCUGCACUUCAUGCAAUGUCUACCUGCUUUGCGCAAAGCACCGCACCAGCUCAGUUCAAAGACCGCUUGUUGGCAGAUGGGGCGCAAAGGCGCACCGCCGCUGCUGAGACUCACGGUCAUACCCUUCGUCCUAUGCAAGUGGGAUGUCCAGAAUUUGAACAGAAGGCUGAUGUGUUGCGGACUAUGGUCCAUAUGACACUUAUGGAGGUCAUAAGAGUUUGGGGAUUAGCUGGCAAUCAUGACAACAAGGUUGUUUUCAGACACGAAUCUGGCAAUCCAUACAUGAGCCUCCUUGACGCAGUCUCAAGUGCCACCCAUUUGGAGCACUUCCACAUGUACACCUCCAGAGAUGGUUUGGAUGAUAGUGAUGGACGUGCAAGUCUUGAUCUUCACACUGAUGCUGGUUUGCUGCUGGCCUUUGCAUCACCUCUGUACUCGAAAGCCACGCCUUCCACCGCCCCGAAAGCCACGCCCAGUGGCCUUGUGAUUCAACGGGAGACGCUGGAAGCCAUCGACCUCCCAGAGGACUCCAUCGCCUUUCUGGUGGGCGAAGCAGCCAAGUGGUUGCCUUGGCCGGCCCGUCCCUUGCCACAUGAACUGCACCUUCCGAGCGGCCAGCGUGCCUGGUAUGGCAUCAUGUCAAGGCUACCAGAGGAUGCUGUGAAGACAACAGACUUUGACCCAGCUUUGGCAAAACAGAGGACCUUUGGAGAAUGGUGGCACCGUGCUAUGACAUCUCUUUCUUCCUCCACUGGCAUAGGCUGUGGUGUUGCAGAGGCUGCGGUUGCCGAUCCAACUCACCUAUGUCCGGAAGGCCAAGCAUACUGCUGGAUGCAAUGCAUGAUGCUUCCGCCUGCUUGCACGCUCAGCACAGCAAAAUGCGUGCAUCCAGAUGGUACUCCUUGGAGCAACCAUUCAGAGAUGUGUCCCACCUGUACACUCACAUGUCCGGCGUUUACGGGAUGGGACUUUUGCGAUGAGUCAGCUGCUUCAGACAUGAUCAUGCAAGGAUUUGUGGCCUAUGGCAUCACAGGCAGCAAAACGAAGCCAUGCGUAAUUCUCUUCUUUCAGAGCUGGGUGCUGAAUACUCGCUGGAAGUUCUGGUUGGGAACGCUGGGCGUAUUCACCCUGGGUGCACUGGUAGAACUUGUUGCUACCAUUGCCAUUCAUCCAACAAACACCAAGCUGUCAAGGUUUCUUCAAGCAGCCUUGUACUGCUUCCGAAUGACCCUGGCCUAUCUUGUGAUGCUAGCAGCCAUGACAUUUUGUGUGGAAAUCUUUGCUGCAGUUGUUUUGGGUUUGGGAGUAGGUCAUGCAAUCUUUGGGCAUAGCCGAAAGUCAAAUUUGUCUGGACCCUCCCUGUGCUGUAGUCAUGGAUCAGAUCUAAGACGUCGUUCCCGAGACAUCCGCGUGACUCCUUGUUUGCAAGCUGACACCUGCGUUGUCCUUCGAGUCCAUGGCAUGACUUGUGGCAGUUGUACUCAAACCGUAGCACGAGCUUUGGAAGGUGUGAACGGUGUGGCUUCAGCUACCGUGACCCUGGGAAGUUCCGGACCCACUGGGGGGCUGCAAGGCCCUGGCCUUGCCGAAGUCUGGGUGAAUGCUGGCUUCCCGGGGGUUGAAGCUGCUGUCAGCGCCGUGGAGGAUGCAGGAUUUGAGGCGCAAUCCCUGCCAAAGUCCUGACACGUCCUGAAGGAACGUGAACGGGCAAGCCAGGUUUGUGAGGCAAAAGUGGCCUGCGGAGC